AUGCGCGCGCUGACGGAAGAUGAGAUCUGGCACGACCCGUGGGAAGAAGCAGCUGCUGAAGGUGCCGUGCGGCGGUGGAUCGAGGAGAAGAAGCAUCGGCAGAUGAUCAGCGUUCUACUCUCGACGCAUGCCCACGCACGAGCGCUCGCCGACGCUGGCUUGUCCGCCACCGCGGCGCUCGUCUCGCGCUGCGGCACAGCGACUCCGGAUCGCCUUCUCCGUGUCACCGCCUCCGAUGUUGCGGUCGAGAGUGGUGGCAGCAUCGUGAGUGCACGCUCGCAGCUCGCUCUUCUGUCGGCAGAGCUUGGAAGCAUGGAGGUGUCCCAGAAGGGCCACCUCGUCUACGCGUUUCCGCGCGACGUCCUGCGGCGCGCUCGACGACGCGAGAGCCAGCAGCCGCUCGCUCGAGCAGAGACGGCGGGGAAGGCAUGCAUCGGGCUGAUGCUGCUCGCGUCUGUCUGUGCGCUGCGCCCGCUCCUCGCACGCGGCAGUGUUCACGCGCAGCGCGUGAGCCUGAGGCACGAGUUUCGUGCGCUUCGUCACGCCGUCGUCGGAGAGCAGCGGCUUACAGGCGGAGGCCCUUUCGACGCGGGCAGAGAGGGCGCAAGGGCUGGCGGAGAGGGCGCAGAAGCUGCCUCGGACGGAGAGGCGCGGCAGCUCGAGCAGAGCCUCGCGCUGGCGUGCUUCGCCUUUAUGUUUGGCGACGGCCGGGCGCGCGUGGCGGCGCAGCGGCGCGAGGCUCAGCUCGCCGCCGUCGCGCGCUGCAUCCGCGCCAGCCGAGGCGCGGUGUGCGCCGCGCAGCUGCGGCCCUUUCUGCUCGACCCCCCGCGGGCUUCCGUGCGCGGAAGCCGCUCGGGCGGCUCCUCAUGGGGAGCAGAGUCCGCCUCUUCAUGGCUGACGGAGGUCGAGCCGUCGCUCCUCCCGAUCCUGCUCCGCUUCGACGGCCGGCCCGUCGCCACGGACGAGGGCGAGGUCGUCUACUGCUUCCCGGACCUGCUCGCCACCGCCGGCAGGGACGCCAGCUACGGCCUCUACCCAACGACCGCGCCGGUCGUGCGCGGGGCCGGCUCGGUGCUACGCCGCCUCUCCGGACCGAGCGCCGACCGCUCCGACUACUGGGAGGAGGGGGUGCGACCCUUCGCCACCGGCGCCUCGGCCGCGCUGCAGCGCAAGGUGUACGCCGUCGCCUGCGCAAACUUGUGCGCGGCCGUCGUCCUCGGCGGCCUCCUCGGCCCGCUGCAGCUGUACUUGCGGCGCGGUGCGGGCGGCGCUGCGGCGCUGACUGUGGUCAACUUCGUGUACGGUGGCAUCCUCGCCAACGGGCUGGCGUGGCUGCUGCUGCCGGCGGCGCGGCGCGUCCGCCUCUUCCGCGAUAAUUGGGCGGCGCGCGGCCGCAACCGGCGGAGGAGGAGGCUGGCAGAGCAAGUCCUCGCCGCGGAGGCGCCACUGCCGUUCGUGCCGCCGCACGGCGAGCGGAUCGCGCGCGGGAUGCGCGCGGCGAGGCGGCUGCGGGCGCGCGGGCGAGAGCACGAGGCGGCACGGGGCGAUGUGGUCUACACGACGGCGAAGGACGUGCUCGAGCAGUCGGAGGCCCACGACCCAUCGAGGGAGGCGUGGGACGCGGAGCUGGAGCGGAGGACGGGCAGGUUGGGAGCGGCAUAG
This is a messenger RNA of Emiliania huxleyi CCMP1516, 1662 nucleotides long. RefSeq lists its product as hypothetical. The record is from RefSeq and is a predicted model, not a curated record. Bases 1 to 1662 code for a protein of 553 amino acids. The transcript is spliced from 3 exons. Lineage: Eukaryota; Haptophyta; Isochrysidales; Noelaerhabdaceae.